Messenger RNA from Ostertagia ostertagi, 630 nucleotides. NCBI's taxonomy places the organism in Eukaryota, Metazoa, Nematoda, Chromadorea, Rhabditida, Trichostrongylidae. The record is from the annotation of a GenBank genome assembly.
AUGAACACGUUCGCAAAUGGUGAAUGGGGAAAGGAAGAGCGUAAAUCACUCCCAAUCAAGAAAGGAGACUCGUUCGACAUUCGAAUUCGCGCCCAUGAUGACCGUUUCCAGAUUGUUAUCGACCAGAAAGAGUUCAAGGACUACGAGCAUCGUCUCCCACUCACCAGCAUCACUCAUCUGUCGAUCGAUGGUGAUCUCUACCUGAACCACGUUCACUGGGGAGGAAAAUACUAUCCAGUGCCAUAUGAAAGUGGAAUUGCCAGCGGUUUCCCGAUUGACAAGACUUUGCUGAUCUUCGGCACCGUCGAAAAGAAGGGCAAGCGCUUCAAUAUCAAUCUUCUCAGGCGAAACGGUGACAUCGCACUUCACUUCAAUCCACGAUUUGACGAGAAGGCGGUGAUCAGAAACGCUCUGGCAGCCAACGAAUGGGGAAAUGAGGAAAGAGAGGGAAAGAUGCCGUUCGAGAAAGGAGUUGGUUUCGAUUUGGCCAUCAAGAACGAGCCCUACGCCUUCCAGAUCUUCGUGAACGGAGAGCGUUUCACGUCGUUUGCUCAUCGUCAAGACCCCAACGAUAUCAGUGGUCUGCAGAUCCAAGGCGAUAUCGAGCUGACCGGCAUCCAGAUUCAGUAG